Cimex lectularius (bed bug) is the source of this 1472-nucleotide messenger RNA. RefSeq names its product proclotting enzyme-like. Gene Ontology annotation, biological process: proteolysis. The record is from RefSeq and is a predicted model, not a curated record. NCBI's taxonomy places the organism in Eukaryota, Metazoa, Arthropoda, Insecta, Hemiptera, Cimicidae. Gene Ontology annotation, molecular function: serine-type endopeptidase activity. Bases 29 to 1228 code for a protein of 399 amino acids. The transcript has 9 exons.
AUCGCUGGAAUCAAAUCAGUCUGCAAACAUGAAACUGCUCGUGCGGUUGUGCAUGCUUUCAGCACUCGCCCAACUCUUCGUUUCUGUUUCGUCUUUUACGACCGAUAGAGUUGUACAGCUGAAAGCAACAGGCGAUCUGAAAGAAAAAAUCAUAGAAGAUUCAAAACGUGGCACAAAUGGAAAGAAAUUUGGUGACGAUUUUAUCAAUAAAAAUUUGAGUGGCUGCAGGCAUACUGCAAAAGGCAAAACGUCAUGCGUCGAGGUUGGCCAGUGUAGAAGAGAGGAAAUCCAAUACUACGAGACUAAAUAUAAAUCUAAGAACUGCCUCAUGCCCAACGGGUAUUUAGGCGAGUGUUGUCCUAAAGGUGGUGUACAAGAAAGUAGGCAAAAGAGAGCAGCAAGCAACGCCGUCGUUAAUAUUUUAGAAGAGUAUAAUGAAUCUUCGAAAAAAAUCGAUUUGACGAAACUCGGCGACAUCACUAAUUGCGGACGCAGCAGGAAGGUUAUCAAUGAAAAGUUCCAUGGAAAACAAGAAACGGAGUUUAGUGACUACCCAUGGCUUGUUGCUCUCGUGAUCAAGAAGAUCAAGGCGCAUUACUGCGGAGGAGCUUUGAUCGACAGAAAGCACGUGCUUACCGCUGCCCAUUGCGUCCCAGAGGGCGUAGUUCCAGAGGGAAUCCUGGUUAGAAUCGGCGAGUACGACUUCGACAAGAACGAAACGCACUCUUACGACGGUGUAGUCGAAAAGAUCAAUUACCAUGAAGAUUAUGACCCGGCGACUAAAGAGCACGAUAUCGCUAUCUUAACGUUGAAAGACAAUGUGAAUUAUAACGGAUUCGUCAGCCCGGUCUGCCUUCCGCAACCUGAUGACAAUCAUUACAAAGAAAACAUUACAGCGAUUGUAGCAGGUUGGGGUAAGACUAUGUACAAUGGCAACACAAGUAGCGUCCUACAAGAAGUCCAAUUGCCUCUCUGGGACCAGAACACCUGUGUCUACAGCUUCUCUCAGUCUAUCUACGAAACGGCACUAUGCGCAGCUGGUUACAUUGGAGGAUUAGACGCAUGCCAGGGUGAUUCCGGUGGACCGUUGGUGACUCAGAAGGACGACGGACGUUGGGUCACCCUUGGGGUCGUUUCCUGGGGGAUCAAGUGUGGCGAGAGAGGGAAACCAGGAGUCUACACUCGAGUGAACGAAUAUUUAGAAUGGAUAGCGGAAAAUUUAUCGUAGUAUGGCAUUUUCCACCCAGUCAAACAUGGACAAAAAUAAAAAAUAUGCUUGAUUAAGUUUUGUAGAGCAUUAAAAAACAAAAUGCAUGGUGUUAAUGAACACUAUCAAAGAAUAAAUUAAGUAUAAUGUCCUUACAUGAAUGAUUUAUUGUUUAAUUUCUUGGUGGAAAAAAGUAGAAAAAAAUUAAAUUCCUUCUCUAAAUAUAAAAUGUCAUUAUAAAGCAACAAAUAUAAUAUAUUGAGAA